GGGCUGUGCGCGGUGUCGAUCCUGUUUUGUUUACGUUUCGCUCGAAACGCGCGGCAGAUUUGAUUUUUUCCAGGAUUUUUUGGUUUGUUUGGAGAUGGAAAAAUAGUUUUGGACGCGUCGUUUAGGUGAUUUUGGUUGUCGAAUUGAAGACAACAGCUAGAAGGCGUCUUAUCCAAAAGCCCGAGCUUCCAUUCAACCCUCCGCCUUCCCUCUCCGGCAUGUGACCGAUCUGUCGAGGAAUCUCGCUCGUUCCAGGAACCUUUCAGUUUGGGGGCGGAGGAGGGAACCAAGGGUCCCAGGAAAGCCUCUUCCGGUCUGAGGAGGUCUCACACGCACACAGCGGGCGCCAUGCCUCGGACGAUAGCGGAUUUGAGGGCGAAGCUUCAGGAAAAUGGUGAGACCGGGUGGUUGAAGAGGGUGCAGGCGAACAAUAAUAGUUGCGACGAGUUGAAGCUGUUGAAGGAGAAGAACAGAUAUAAUGAUGAGCUAUCGGAAAAAUCGUUUCUGGCUUCCAGAAAGGACCAGCUGGACGCGGCAUCAACCCAAUGGAAACACCGCGUGGAGAAAAGCGACGCGGAAAAAUUCUCAGUCGCCGGCAAAAUGGACAAAAUACCCACAAUUAAUAUCCCUUCAGUGGAAAAGGAGAAGAAAACACCUCAGGCCAAAAGAUACAAAGGAAAGAACGAUGCCUCAUCUACACCAUCAUCACCCGAAAAGAAUACCAUGUUUAAUCUCUGCAGAAGUACAUCUGAAUUAACACCAGGUGCCCUCAAGGGUGAUAAAGAGUCAGAUACCAAAAGUCGAGUCGUCAGCGUAGUCAAGCCUGAUGAUUUCACUUUCACCGCCUUCUUUGAAAGUGUUGAACGUGCCAAUGUCCAAGGUGAUCAACUGGAUAUAAAACCUGAAGAUUUUGAUGCCAUAGAGCGCCAAUCUUUGUUAAUUUACAAGAAAAACGUACAGAUUCGAAGAAGGAAGCCCACAAGAAACCCAAUCAAAGCUUUAGCUGAAAGAACUGACAUCACUAAUGAAUAUACUGAAGUCAUAACCGGUGUAGCCGAGAGAGAAAAAAAGAGACUGAAUAUUGAAAAACUUGCCCAAAACUCCAACAAAGCCUUGGAAGCCUUGGCAGGUCUUGCUAGUAAAGAAGACUUCACAUCCGUAGCCCUGAAGAAGGGUUCCGUCUUAUCCUCCUAUUCGCCUUGGAAGAGCCUGAUGCUCCUCCAAGUUAAAGGUCGAAGACACGUUCAAACCCGUCUGGUUGAACCCGUUGCUUCCAGCGUCAACGAAGGGGACUGUUACGUUUUAGUAACAAGUUCAGCAGUUUAUACUUACAUAGGACUUUACUCCAAUGUGAUUGAACAAUCCAGAGCCGCUGAUGUUGCCAGUCACAUACAGAAAACCAACGAUCUGGGGUGUAAAACUAGUAAAAUCAUGAAUGUCUCGAGUAAAGACAUCGUUAAGAGGAACUUAGAAGCAUUUUGGAAGCAUUUAGGAGCUGAGACGGUUCCUGAAACGAUUAAUGCUGGACAUCCCAGCGAGGAUGAAACUUUUGAAUCCAAUAUCUUACAAACCAACAUGAUAUAUACUAUAGAAGACAGAGAAUUAGUUCCUAUGGAUGCUUAUUGGGGCACUAUUCCUAAAAUCGAGAUGCUCACCGAAACUAACGUUAUAGUGUUUGAUUUUGGAUCAGAAAUGUACAUUUGGAGUGGAAAGAACGCAUCUCCCGAGAAAAAGAACCUAGCGAUGAAGCUGGCUAAAGAUAUGUGGGACGAAGGUUUCGAUUACAGCGAUUGCAGUAUAAAUCCUCUAAACAUAGCUCAUGUUUUGGGGGAAAGAGAUUCUAAAGAGUUACCGUUGAAGGGAGACAAGAGACCUUCUUGGGCGAUGUUUGCCAAAAUUACACAGCAUCGAGAAACAGUCUUAUUUAAAGAAAAGUUUCUGGACUGGCCUGAUUUUUCCAGGGUCAUUCGAGUUAGAGGAGAAGACGGUAUCAAACGAGGCAAAGGAUCCAUUGAAAUCAAACCUUGUAACGCCGAGGAAAUGGUUAAAAACAAAACAAACCUUCCGGAUCUCCAGAUUGGUAACACCCACUUGGGUAGAGGAGACGAAUAUUUUGAUGAAGAAACUCGCCGACUAUUUCAGUACGACACCAUCCAAAUAAAAGCUUGGAGAAUCCAAGAAAACAGUCAUGAAGAACUUAAAGAACGGUCAAUAGGUCAAUUUUACGACGGCGACAGUUAUAUAUACUCCUGGAAAUUUCGGCAAACUGUCAAAGGAAGAGAAUUAAAUGGUAAACCAUCAAAACAUGCGCAAGUCGGUCGUGAUAUGACGAUAUUCUUUUGUUGGCAUGGAAAUAAAUCUUCUGUUAACGAGAAAUGUACCGCUGCAUUCCUAACUGUUGAACUGGAUAAGCAGAAUGCUCCUCAAGUACGGGUAGUGCAAGGUUCCGAACCAGCAGCUUUUCUAAGGCUUUUCAAAGGUACGAUGGUGAUACAUAAAGGCAAGAGAAAUGAAGUGGAUAAAGAACCAAAAUCUAGACUGUUUGUUGUACGCGGUGAAGUGGAAGAAGAAAUCUAUUUUAUGGAAGUUCCUGUAGAAAUGGCUAGCUUAAGAAGCCGAUCUUCUUUGGUACUGUUAGAUGUCCAAGGAGGACAGGUUAUUAUCUGGCACGGUUCCAAAUCCAGCGAACUGAAAAGAAAAGUUACCAAAUCUUCCCUAGAAAGGAUUCUAGAGAAGAAAUCAAGCGAGCUGUUGUUGGAUGAUGAUGAUGAAAGCUCAUUGAAAAUAGUUGAGAUUGUUGAGGGUAGUGAGAGUGAAGACUUUUUGGAUACUAUUGGAAACGACAGGAAGUCGUACUCAUCCCUGUUGGACAGUGAUAAGGAUUUCGAUUAUACGCCUAGGCUUUUUAAGAUGUCGAGUAUUACGGGUAGUUUUGCUGCUACGGAGGUACCGUGUCCGCACAGGAGCGAACAUAUCACGCCUUAUCCUUUUGUACAGUCAGAUCUUUACCAAUCUAGUCAGCCAGCGCUGUUCCUUUUCGAUAAUCACCACGAGUUGUGGUUGUGGCAGGGCUGGUGGCCCGAAAAGGAAGACUGCGAACUGACGGCCGAUCAGACCGGAUCUGGAGCUGUCAGAUUGCAAGCGGAGCGUCGAGCGGCCAUGCAAACGGCUAUGAAUUACUGGAAGAAGAUCCACGCUGACCAGGAUGACCACGAACCGAUCGAGGCUUAUUUGGUGUGGGCAGGAUUAGAACCUUUAGAGUUUAGGAAUCUGUUUGCCACGUGGGAAGUGAGGCAAGAUGUUAGGGAACUAAAUCUUCGGGACGGUAAAAAAGAAGACGACAAAAUUCCUCUUAGAACAGAGCUGGCUCUUCUCACCAGAACCACCUACCCUCUCGCCGAGAUACUCCAGCGACCUCUACCGGAAGGUGUCGACCCAACCCAACUAGAAAUCUACCUGUCCGACGACGAUUUCAAAGAACUCUUACUCAUGACCAAGGACGAGUUCGAACAGCUUCCGUCGUGGAAGAAAACAGCCUUGAAAAAGGAUAAAGGUCUUUUUUGACCGCUGUUAAAUUUUUUAUUCGGGUUGUUGUGCUUCAAAUAGACAUAUCACACACUUCGUAAGAUAAAAAAAAAACGAUUUUUUAAGUUAUUUCUCUAUCAAAUUUAGAGCUGUUUCACACGAAGGUACUGGUGUCUGACGCCGGUGUUCAGAUUUAGUAAAGUGUUAUUUAAAAUCUGCGUAUAUACAUGAACCACGUUGCUUUUAAUGGAAUAGCUGUCGCUGUCUAGUGUCUUGUCCUCACAACAGGCCCAACCAACGGACGCUGUUUUAGCAGGCACAUUUUGUGCCGUGUCUUUAGUUUGAAUUAAUUAUGGAAAGAAGUCUUGAUUCUAAUAUGGAGGGAGAACCUUGAGAAGAAGGUCAUUGAAGGAGAACCAACUAUUUGGGACAGUAAGGUUAUAGUAACAAAAUUAAAAAUAGACCUUUUUGGUAUCUCUCAGAUAAUAACAGGUGUAUCAAUAAUUCUCUCCUUCGUGGCCGUUGAAUUAUUAAUAAUACAGUCAGUAUAAUAUUUCUUCAUAUUUUUAAACUAUACUCACAGGCACGAAAAAUGGGCAU
Molecule: messenger RNA, 4125 nt
Organism: Sitophilus oryzae (rice weevil)
Lineage: Eukaryota; Metazoa; Arthropoda; Insecta; Coleoptera; Curculionidae
Product: supervillin-like
Exons: 9
Coding region: 349-3564 (1071 amino acids)
Biological process (GO): actin polymerization or depolymerization; barbed-end actin filament capping; cytoskeleton organization
Cellular component (GO): cytoplasm; actin cytoskeleton
Molecular function (GO): phosphatidylinositol-4,5-bisphosphate binding; actin filament binding
Source: RefSeq, a predicted model, not a curated record